AUGAUGGUUGCAUUUUCUCUGCAAUUCUUCUGUGCUCAUUUACUGAUUUUUAUUCUUUUUAUCAAGCUUUGCAAUCCUCUCGAAGUCGUAUUGGCCCGUUUUGAAUCUUCAAAGAGCAGCCUCAACGCACUUAAUGAUGCAAGUAUUAAAGAAAUUUAUCAAUCCUUUUCAUCAAUUGAGUGACACGAAUGCAAUAUAUCUGUGCUAACCAAUUGCAUUUUGGCUUAUCCCAAAAGUUCGAUUUUAUUAGAUAUUUCGAAGGUUGUUGACAUACAAUUCAAAAUUUCAAAAAUUUGCAGCGAACUGUCUUUGGUACACUUGGUCUACCAGGAUAAAUUUUACUAUGAAGAUGAGUGGACUUUCUCUCUUAUCCCUCAAAAAAAUAAACAAUUAGAUGCACUUUUGGCGCUUUUAAGCUACUUCAAUUGGGCGCAAGGAAUUUUUAUCUGUGACCAGGGCAAGUCUGAGUGAAGAGAAAAAAUUUUAGGGUUUUCUUCAGAGUUUGAAUGGCUUACAGUUGAAUCAGAGAGUAGCAUCGAGGAUUUAGUUAAUGGAGUUAUUUUUCAACUGGGCUCUACGCUUUAUUAUAUUUUAACAGGAACUUCAAAAUCAACUCAGAUUCUAAACUCUUUAAGUGAUAAAAAACUUUUGGAUACUGGGAAUGGAAUUGUAUUUCUACAAGAAGGCGGUUAUAGAUGCAAUUAUGAAGGAGCUUUAAUCAUAACAGAGGUUGGCCAGGAACUUGCACUUUCUAUAGAAGAAUAUUUCAAAAACUCUGCCAUAAGAGUUAUUGAUAUUUUAAUAAGAAACGAGUUUAGUGAUUUCAAAAAACUUCUAAAUUCAAAUCUCAAUGAUUACCACAAUAAAAGCCGACUUUCUAUAGUUAAUAUCCAAGAUGGGUUAAGAAAAACAGUCGGGUCGAUUCAGAAUGGCAAUGUAACUAUUUUUGGAGACUUGAUUUUCCCUGGGCAUUCGAAUUCGACGCCAAAGUCAAUCAAAAAGAUUUUGCAGUUAAGCAUAAGCGCUGGUACAACAAAUCCUGGCACACCAGCAAUUCCAAACGCAGCAGUAUAUCAAAUUGAGAGAUUAACUCCAUCCCAUAAUUCCUUUUGCAUGCGAAAGUUUAGAUUCUUUGGCUAUUAUUGUUACAUCCCCACAUUUAACAGCGGCAUUUCUUUUGUUAUUAAUUUGAAUAUGCUUUAAAAAAACUAUUAUUUUUUAUAAAAAUUGAUAGAAAAGUCUAAAAAAAAUUAUUUUUAAACUGUAUUAGGAAUCCAGAAAACAUUUAAUAAAAGCCGUUAAGGGAAUAUGAUUAAUUAUAAUGUAUUUAUGAGGCGAUAAAAUUAUCAUAGAAUAAUUUAAAAUUUAUUUGCCACAACAAUUAUAAAUUUAAAUUAUAUAAAAAUAAAAUAAUUAUCAUAUCAAAAAAGGAGUUAG
This is a messenger RNA of Blepharisma stoltei, 1437 nucleotides long. The record is from the annotation of a GenBank genome assembly. NCBI's taxonomy places the organism in Eukaryota, Ciliophora, Heterotrichea, Heterotrichida, Blepharismidae.